AUGCUGGUAAACAUCCAAGGUGGCUUAGGUCAUAUCCCAAACUUAACGAUAGCCAUCCCUUCCCCGUCCGCUUUGUACUUAUGCGUCUUUUCCUUCAGAGCUGGAUCUCUUGGCGUGAAUCUUGUGGGUGCAAACCGCGUCGUCGUUUUUGACGCCUCCUGGAAUCCCUGUCACGAUUGUCAGGCGGUCUGUCGCGUCUAUCGAUACGGCCAAGUCAAACAGUGCUACAUCUAUAGACUUGUUUCGGACAACACCAUGGAACGAAGAAUCUAUGACCGACAGGUAAGUCUCCUGUCACACUGUUUUCUCAGUAAUGCCUAG
Dibothriocephalus latus is the source of this 321-nucleotide messenger RNA. The record is from the annotation of a GenBank genome assembly. NCBI's taxonomy places the organism in Eukaryota, Metazoa, Platyhelminthes, Cestoda, Diphyllobothriidea, Diphyllobothriidae.